Molecule: messenger RNA, 889 nt
Organism: Scylla paramamosain (green mud crab)
Lineage: Eukaryota; Metazoa; Arthropoda; Malacostraca; Decapoda; Portunidae
Exons: 5
Coding region: 1-864 (287 amino acids)
Cellular component (GO): membrane
Molecular function (GO): transmembrane receptor protein serine/threonine kinase activity
Source: RefSeq, a predicted model, not a curated record
AUGACCACCCCGCCUCCCUGCUCCUGCCACGGCGCGCGAACUUGCAGACCAACCCAAGAAUGUGUGAGGGGCGGGUUUGCAGCUUCAGGGACACGAGCCUACGCCCUCUACAGCUGUGUUUUUAGGGCAUGGCAAGUCAGGCGCAAGGCGAGGUGUAAAUAUACGAGCCAGUGUCCCUUUCUGUGUCUCCUCUUGCUGUUGCUGCUGCUACGGACACCAUUGCUUGUUGCUGCUGCCACUGAGGUGCCGGUGAUCCAGUGUGAGUGCUCCACCGCUGACUGUGCCGCGGCGGGAGUCACCACCUGCACCACCGCCUCGCUCUGCUACUUCCAGCACUUCGAUCACCACGACGGCUCGCACCCCAUCACCCGCGGCUGCAUCACCUCGGGGAGCGUGAACUCCCUGCAGUGCCUCAACCUCCAUCAGGCGGCGCGGCGGAGCUUUUGGCCCUACGUAGUGUGUUGCGGCACCGACUACUGCAACAGGGACCUUAUGCCGCCUUUGCCCACCACCUACUUCCCAGUGCAAGAUGAUGAUGGUGAUGAUGGUGAUGAUGAAGACGACGGCUCACUCCUUCACCAUUACUUACGAGUGGCAUCUCAUCACUCAGCCACCACCACCACCAACACCACCAAGGGCCACCACAAGCUGCCACGCCUCAACACUGUCUGUCUGGUGGUGAUUGGUGCUGCCGUUGCCUUCAUGGUCACUAUCAGCAUUGCCAGCCUGUGCAUUCUGAUCCGAUGCAGGUCCACUUACACCAGGGCGCCACAAGAGCCACUGGAUGUUGGGAUGGAGAAGUUGAAGACAAUGGAACCCAGUGCUCCACCUCUGGUCUUUGCCUACCACCCUGCAUCACCUUAGCCACUCAGCCUUCACUACACUCAUC